AGUGGGGUAACUUGGAAGAAAGUAAGAAUUUUGUGAUGAGGGCAUCUAGUACUCUUCACGGGAGUAAAUUGUGUGUGCGCGUGUGUGGUUGUGUGCGCGCGCGUGUGUCCAUGCCCGCGUACUUUUUUCCUGUGCGCCAGCCUGUGUGUGCAUGUGCGUGCGCAAGUGGCUCGCGAGCCGCAAGUUGGUCACUAUGAUCCACCAGCGCAACAGAGCCGGGGGAGUAGAAUUCCAUAUUUGAGCAGUGGAUUUAAGGAACCUCGACAAUAAUAUUUGAAUUUGGACAUACGAACCUUAGCAGAGCACCGAAUACACGCAUUUUACGUCAAUCAAAGCCGAAACGCAGGACAACCAUCCGCAUCAGGUUAUCAUCUCGACAGGCGAGAGACAUUAUUUUGCUGGAAAACGAUUGCAUUUUGCCUUAAAUAACACGCUAUUAAGUACGGCGCCUUGUCUCUUGGCAACGGGAGAGAACAGCAGCGGCUCGUAAUGACUACCCUGAAACGACUGAAAUUUGGAGGGGAGACAAAGGAAAGCGUAACGUUGCUGCCAUGUUUUUAUUUUGUUGAGCUACCUAUUCUAGCCUUAUCGGUCAUCAGUCUCUAUUUCCUGGAGGUUACAGAUAUUUUCCAGCCAGUGCAUUCUGGGUACAGCUGUAAUGACAAAAGUCUUUCUCUACCCUACAUCAUACCCCAAAAAGAAGUUUGUCCUCUGCCUUUACUCUACAGCUUGGCAUUUGCCAUUCCCACUGCUACGAUCCUUAUAGGAGAGGCUAUUCUAUUCUGCUAUCUAUCGAGGAAGUCCUCCACCAUGCAGACGGAGGCAAACAUCAGUGCCGCAGGGUGUAAUUUCAACUCCUACAUUCGCAGAAUUGUUCGCUUCAUUGGUGUCCAUAUCUUCGGCCUAUGUGUGACAGCUGUGAUAACUCACAUUUUUCAGCUCUCCACUGGACAGCACACACCUUACUGGCUGGAUGUGUGCAAACCCAAUUUAACUCACAUUAAUAUAUCAACUUGUGAUGAAGCUUUUAUCCUGGAUGAUAUUUGCUCGGGACAAGACAUUCUAAUCAUUGCUGGGAGGAAGUCUUUCCCCUCCCAACAUGCCUCUUUGGCUGGCUUUGCAGCUGUCUAUGUCUCCAUGUAUUUGAAUGCAGUGCUGACAGAUUCCACAAAGCUGCUGAAGCCUCUCUUGGUGUUUUCUUUCAUCAUGUUGGCCAUCCUAGCCGGAUUGACAAGGGUCAUACAGUUCCGAAACCACCCUGCUGAUGUCUACUGUGGAUGGAUCCUUGGGCUAGCUGUUGCUACCUACCUGGGAAUUUUUGCUGCGGGAACUUUCCGGCCCAGUGAAGAUAAAUUGAAAAAGCAACCGCUUCUCUUCACAUUAAGGAAGCAUCUCCCUUCUUCUUUCCAUAGCGUCUGCCAAUCAGAUGCCACCAACAACCACCAAGCGGGCCACCACAUGUUGACAGCCAGCCAACCAGAGCCAGUCAACAUCAGGACCCCUUACCACACCUUGUCCCCUAAGCAAAGUGAACAAAUUCUCAAACGAAGCUCUUCCUACCGGGAGCCUUCUCAAUCCAAUGUGAAGCUUGCCAGUGGUAAUUUGGAGAUGCUCGUUCCGCCUAGUCCAAUGACUAAUUGUGACAAAACCUUCAACAGCAGCACUCUGCCAAGGUCUCAUGGUGGCUCAUCAUUGGAGGGAUGUCGCAUUCCUAGGCGUCAAGCCUCCGUCCAUACCUCAAUGGAUUCCGCUCGAUCCAAGCAACUCCUCAGCCAGUGGAAGAAUAAAAAUGACAAGAGGAAGCUGUCUCUGCAGGUUAUGGAUGGCAUCAAACCAACUUCCUUAUCUCCUCAAAAGGAUGUGCAGCGACACUACCCCACUGAAUCAUCUGGCGCAGGUUUGGAUACAGAGGUCCAGAGUGGAGCCCACUUUUCUUCAGCGACUGGCCAAGAAGCUGGAGCCCACAUCCCAGCCUCAUAUAUAAAAAUAGCUGCAAGCUGUGUUUCCAUAGCCAAUAAAAAUCCCCUGACCCAGAAUGGAGGAAGUGGCUUUGCUGGUGGAUCAAGAAUGGUUGUUCAAUCACGUCCUGGAUCUUCUCAACUAGUUCACAUUCCUGAAGAGGAAAAUUCUACCAGCAAGGAUCAGGAGAGUGAAUCGGAAGACAGCACUUUUGAUGUGGUUGGAUCUGCUAAACAGAAAUGGAUGAGAGUUGCAGAGAAGCCCACUAUCCCCUGCAGACCCCUCAGUGCAGGUGGUCAGCCUCGACUCAUGCAGGUAAUCUCUUUUUCAAAACAGCAAGGUUUGCGCAACUCUCGAUCAGAGGACGGUGGUAGCACUGUCAGCUGCACUGGAUCCAUUCGGUAUAGAACCCUGAUGGACCAGGACCCAUCACCACCAGCCUCCACUACUGGUGCAAUUGAAGGCCAAGGUUUAGAACGAACCGGCAGUAUAGUCCGUGUUGAAGCCCAUCCAAAGUCAAAUGAGCCUGUGAUGAAACCUCUGACCAAUGAUGGAAGUGGCUCUUGGCGUUGGAAUCCAUCAGAAAUGUGUCAAUCACUACAACAGCCAGCUUUUAACAUCAGUGAUUUGCACAGAAAUACAGAAAACUAUGAUUCCAUGCAGGAUGCUGGGUCAUUGGAUGGGCGACAGAGUGUAACAGGGACCAGAUUGGAAAGCAAAGUUGUUCAAGAAGGUGUACACACCAAUCACCCACACAUAGUAUAUCAGUCACAUUCUGCUUUUCAGGAUACCAACAUAAGCAAUCUUCACACUCCCAGUGCCGUAUUUGCUCCUCCUUUCCAUCAUCACCCUCAAUCUAUCACCACCAUCAGAGUCACCCCUGUGGACGGGACCGUUGCAAGUAGUGAGUGCAGCUCAGACAGCCAAUCAGCUGCAUCUUCCAGCCGGGAGUCCACCUUGAGGAGAAAAAGUGGCACGCAUAUUCACUUUAGCCAAGAUUCAAGCCUUAUGACGGAUCACAUCAUCUGUGAUAAAAGCAACCUCUUCCAAAACGAAUGCGGCAAUCUUUUUCAAGGAAAUUUGGAAGGUUUUCAAGAUAACCCCAUUCAUACUAACAGGCAUCUGGAAGGAAUGUUUGGCCAUCCAGGCCCACGCCCGCCACCUACUUUACCCCGUCCCCUUAUGAUUCACUCCCCACCUCCAAAUCUAGGGUUGGCCUUUAAGGAAGCUUAAUGUGAAGUACAUCGGUGUAUAUUUUGGCCAUUUGACAACCUGACUGGGCUGUACCCUUCAGCCAUUUUACCUAUCAUUUAUCUAUUUAUAAAUUAGCGUUUUAAAAAUCCUUUUACUUCCCUUGUGAUAUGAGCAUUUUACUUUCAACAUCAUGUCUCGGUCGACUGGACAUAUGGAAAAAGCAAACACAAAAUUUGGACUGCUUAAACUGCUGAACAUUUAAAAUUUCACUGCUAUUACUAUUUCUGUAUUAUUAUAUUCUCACCAACUGAUUUGAUUCACCUCUACGACUCUUCCUCGUGGGUCACUGAUGAAUCAGAAGAAACAGAAGACAAUAAUCUCAUCCUCCAAACUAUUGCUUCAUUAUUGUACAAAUUGUGUAGACCGAUGUAGAAUAAGUGGGUAAAAGAUUCGAAUAAAGUAGUAGUAAUUUUUUUAACAAACAUUCUAAAUACAACAUACUACAUAUGUAUAUCCUGUUUUAUCAAGUCAUAUUCUUUUAUAUUGUAACAAUCUCAAGAGACUGUGGAACUGUAAAAUAGAAUUCCAUCAACUGUCAAUUGAAUUUACUCCCUAACAACCAGUUUUUAUUUUAUGAAUUUACAUUCUGCUGUGUUUGCAAUUUUCAACUCAAAAAAACA
Syngnathus acus (greater pipefish) is the source of this 3833-nucleotide messenger RNA. Its product is annotated as 2-lysophosphatidate phosphatase PLPPR4-like. The coding region runs from base 490 to 3192 and encodes 900 amino acids. The transcript is spliced from 11 exons. Lineage: Eukaryota; Metazoa; Chordata; Actinopteri; Syngnathiformes; Syngnathidae. The record is from RefSeq and is a predicted model, not a curated record. Gene Ontology annotation, molecular function: phosphatidate phosphatase activity. Gene Ontology annotation, biological process: phospholipid dephosphorylation; signal transduction; phospholipid metabolic process.